AUGGAGCUUCCCUUUGUUACUCUCGACGUCUUCACAACCACUCGAUAUCGAGGAAAUCCCCUUGCCGUUGUCACGAUUCCCGCAGAUAGAAAUAUACCAGAGCCUACGCAAGAGCAAAAACAAAGAAUUGCCCUCGAAUUCAAUCUAUCCGAAACCGUUUUUAUCCACGAACCCCGUCCUGAUACCGAUGUCGACAGUGAUGUCACCCGCCGAGUGAUCGACAUUUUUACAGUCGACACAGAGAUCCCCUUUGCUGGGCACCCAACUAUCGGCGCCGCUGUCACCCUCAUCCCCCAUGGUGUUGAUACCGUCGUUACCAAGGCUGGCCCAAUUUCUCUCACCCAGACCCGCCCUGGUUAUAUCCAAGCUGCUAUCCCGCACAAUGUUCGUCGUCACAGCAAGACUCUUGCCGAUCUGUCUGCCCCGGUCGCUGCUCAAAUAUCCCAGGACCCUGCGAUACGCGAAUCCGAGCUCCAGGCCCCGCUAUUCAGUAUCGUCAAUGGCAUGACCUUUGCGCUCAUCAGACUCCCGGAUCUUGAGCAUCUGGCCAAAGUUGAGAUGAGCGGGGUAAACUUGUCUGUAGACCAACUUCUCGACGACGGCUGGCAAAACGGUCUCUUGCUAAAGUACUACUAUGUUGUCAAUGGUCAGCGUGAAGACGACGGCACAACAGUUUAUUCUAUCCGCUCGAGAAUGAUGGAAGCAUCCAUGGAAGAUCCUGCCACAGGCAGUGCCGCGAGCGCUCUCUCAAGCUACCUUUCGCUUCAACAGUCGAGCCUAGGUGAUCAUAGCUUCAGAUAUGAGAUUGACCAGGGUGUUGAGAUGGGCAGGGAGAGUAAUAUUGUAGUUGACGUUGAUGUAAAAGAGUCCAAGAUCUCCACGGUCAAGCUCUCAGGAACAGCUACUCCAGUAAUGCGAGGUCAUGUCACCAUCUAA
Molecule: messenger RNA, 936 nt
Organism: Fusarium tjaetaba
Lineage: Eukaryota; Fungi; Ascomycota; Sordariomycetes; Hypocreales; Nectriaceae
Product: phenazine biosynthesis phzC
Exons: 1
Coding region: 1-936 (311 amino acids)
Biological process (GO): biosynthetic process
Cellular component (GO): cytoplasm
Molecular function (GO): isomerase activity
Source: RefSeq, a predicted model, not a curated record